AUUUGACUCAAAGCGUCGCGGAUUUCUGAAUCAGUGAUAAAUGCCUGGUCGCCUGAUACUACGACGUCCAUCUCCGACGACCGUCUCAUUCACCGUAUCCAAUGCCUCCAGACACACGAGCACGCCAGCGAAGAUUCUCUUCUAUCUUCAAAUCCUUUUGCGCGCAUUAGUCUUCGUCUGCGUGGUUUUCUUCAAUAUUGCAAGACUCCGCAACUCUUUCUUUAAGCAAGAUGGGUCUUUAGUACGCUGGAGUAUAAUAUGGUCGAGUCCAUUAGGGUCACUUGUGUCCCGAAUUGUAGAUUCAUACAGUUCUUGGCUUGUCGUUGUGGUGAGCGCGAUUGUUAUCUAUGGUGUCUUUAGGAAGGGUUACACGGAGGAAUCGUUGCUUGUCAUACGUGGUUUGGGAAUUCAAACUUCUACUUCGUCCCUGACCUAUCUCUCCAAGGCCUCGACGCGAUUCAUUCCCACCACUCAGAUCCAGGACAUUGUGAUUCACGAGGCUUUCAAAGGUUUUGAAGUCCGCUUUUACCUAGCAAUUAUUGUAGAUGGGGAGCCCGAGGUUGUCGUAGUGUUCCCUAAACUUUUGCCGAGCCGGGCAAUACUAGAAGAGGUUUGGAGGGGCUCGCGGCACUGUCUCUAUGAUUCGAAAUCUUAACAUAAAGGAGUUUGGAAGCAAUUAUUUUCCCUUUGAAAAAGAGGCAUUCUCAUGUCUAAU
Messenger RNA from Aspergillus caelatus, 715 nucleotides. Its product is annotated as PIG-H family GPI synthesis protein. The record is from RefSeq and is a predicted model, not a curated record. The transcript is spliced from 3 exons. Gene Ontology annotation, cellular component: glycosylphosphatidylinositol-N-acetylglucosaminyltransferase (GPI-GnT) complex. Gene Ontology annotation, biological process: GPI anchor biosynthetic process. Lineage: Eukaryota; Fungi; Ascomycota; Eurotiomycetes; Eurotiales; Aspergillaceae. Bases 41 to 655 code for a protein of 204 amino acids.